AUGUGGUACAGCGGCGCCAGCAGCAGCAGCAGCAGCAGCAGCAGCAGCAGUGGCGGCGACAGGCCCUCCCAGCCGCCGCCCCCCGGCCUCUCCGGCGUCGCGCCUGGCGCCGGCAGCGUCGGCGUCGCAGUCAGCAGCGACGGCGUCACCUGGACCCGCGGCGGCGGCGCGGUCGCGGGCGCGCGCGGCGCGGGGCGCGCGGCGGACGUCGGGAUGUGCCUGACGCCGACGGGCGCCGAGUACUGGUGGACCCUCGAUACCUGCCACCUGGCGGUUUCGGACGUCCAGGUGUUCUCCAACAGCAGCGUGAGCUCCGGCGUGGGCGUCUAUUGGAUGUUCUACACAGGCGGCGACUUCUCGCCGCUGCCGGCCCCGCAGGGCCUGCCGGGGGCUGAGGCGGGCGCGGAAGUCGAAGGGUUGCGCAUGCGGCCGGGGCUGGCCAUGAGCCAGGACGGCCGCAAUUGGGCGCGCAUCGAAGGGGAGCACCACACCGGGGCGCUGUUUGACGCCGGCGAGGCGGGGGAGUGGGACGCGCUGUUUGCCGGCCACCCCUGCGUGGUGGCCGCGGGGCCCCGGGACAUGCGGAUGUUCUAUCACUCAUGGGACGCAUCGAAGGGCAGGUUUGUCAUAGGCCUGGCCACAUCACCUGAUGGCUUCAAGUGGACGAAGCAGGGCCCGGUGUUUGACGGCAGCCGGGAGCAAGGCGUGCACGACGAGCUGGGGGCGGCGGCCUGCACCGUGGUCGUGGAUCCGGACAACCGCCGCUUCCUCAUGUUCUACGAGGCCGUCGCCGCCGACGGCACCCGCAGCAUCGGCGCAGCCACCAGCCGCGACGGCCGCACCGGCUGGGCCCGCGCGCCCGCGCCGCUGCUCGCGCCGUCGGCCGAGCCCGGCGCGUGGGACGGCGGCGGCGUGGGCGCGCCGUGCGCGGUGCCGAUGGCGGGCGGGCGGUGGAGGCUGUAUUACGCGGGCCGAGCCGCCGUGGACGGCGGCGACGGCGGCGGCACGGGGCCAUGGGAGGGGAUUGGGCUCGCCCUCAGCGCGCAGGGGGCGGCGGACCCGACGGCUCAGCCGUUCAAGCGGCGCACCGGCGCAGCGGGGCCCGCCGCCCAGGUUUGA
This is a messenger RNA of Monoraphidium neglectum, 1119 nucleotides long. RefSeq lists its product as hypothetical. NCBI's taxonomy places the organism in Eukaryota, Viridiplantae, Chlorophyta, Chlorophyceae, Sphaeropleales, Selenastraceae. The transcript is spliced from 6 exons. The record is from RefSeq and is a predicted model, not a curated record. The coding region runs from base 1 to 1119 and encodes 372 amino acids.